UGUUAGUGUAGGGCAGUGGUAGUGAGGGAGGGUGUGUGUGUGUUAUCUCUGAGUCUGUGUGUGGACAGCUGUUCCUCCUGCAGGUGCUGUGCUGUGUGCCAGUUAGACACUUAGUUUUCGCUGUAUACAAGACCUAUCAGUCAAGACUGAGUCAUCGCAGGGGAGUGGGGGGCAGUGAGUGCCUUAUCAGUACUCACUCACUCGGCUUCCUGUAGUACAGAUACCCCGUUGUCCCAGCCAGCUGCCAACCAGCUGCCAAUCACACUUCCCGGCUGUCUUGAUGCUGGUGCAGAUAUCUUGAUCUUCAUCAAGCUACUCUGUGCUUGAUGAAUUGGACGCGUGGUUUCAUCAGUACCAUACAGACAUGUUCGGACGACAGAAAAAGAGGUAGAAGUGAGCCAUGGCAUCCGACCCCAGCACACCCACGACACCCACAUCACCCACGGAGGAUAGAGAGGCAACCAAGGAAUGGCUGGAGACCAUACUGGAAAGUUACCACAAGUCCCUCGAACCUGACUCUGAAAUGGAUGUCGAACUGCGAGAGUGGAGCGUCAGCCCGGCUUCAGGAGGUGAGCGAGAGGGGUAUCUGUCUGAGCAGCUGUCUGUGGGCGUGUCUUACAGCGCCCGUGGCAAGGAUCACCACGCCCACCUCUUGGCCAAGCUCCUUCCACAGGAUCCCUUCAAUCGAGCCUUCGUUAUAGAGACGCUUUUUGAUCUCAGGGAGAUAAAGUUUUACACAGAGAUCAAACCAGCGCUGGAAGGAGUUGAGCGGCAGUAUCUAACUGAAGACUCUCUUAGCCUUGCCUGGGCCCCAGAGUUAUAUUAUGCCAAACACAAGACGGCUUCAGAGUCCAUCCUAGUGCUGGCUGACAUGUGUCAACGUGGAUACAAGAUGCAGGACCUGACUGAGGGGCUGACACUCUCACAGGUGCAGUCAGCACUCACCACUGUGGCAAAUGUCCAUGCAGCUUCUUUUGCUCUGCAAAUGGAGAAACCCCUACAGGAGCGAUUUCCAUAUUUGUUGUCGAUGGAACAAGCUGUAGAAUCCUUCAACUGUUUAGUUGAUAGAGGCCUUCCACUGUUACUCAAAUUCCUGGUGUCCCGUAAAGAUCGUGCUGAAGUCCGGGAGGGCUUACGAAAGUAUUCAGGACGGCGUACAGUGGAUGUGCUUCGAGGCAUCUUGACUCCAUCAGACAAACUCAAUACAUUGGUGCACUGUGAUUUUUGGUGUAAUAAUCUUCUUUUCAAGAAAGAGGGAGAUGCAACAUGCUGCUGUGUCAUAGACUGGCAGACAGUGAUGUAUGGGAGACCUGCCAUAGAUGUGGCCAUGUUGCUUUGCACGUCGUUAGAAGCCUCCCAACGACGUAAACAUGAAAAGGAGCUGCUGUCAUACUACUGGGAUGCUUUUACUUCUCGACUCAGCAAAUUUGCCAUUGAAAAGGAUGCAAUCACAUACACUGAAGAUGAUUUAAAGGAAGAUUUCAAAGCAGCACAGGCAAUGUCGGGGCUGGUAGUGGUGGGAAGUGUUGACAUUGCUCUGGGUAACACAGCAAGAGAGGAGAGGGUCCUGGACUUACUCUCAGAUCUUAUGAAUGCUGGUGUACUAUGAGGCAGGUGGAACAAAUCACAAAUUUAGAAUAAGAUUUAAUUUUGUACAUAUAGCUAUUCUUGAUGUUGAUACAUUUAAGGGCCGGAAAUUAGCUUCAGGCAGGAGAAACGAGCUUAUAAUAAGGUGGUGCAGCAGGGUCGCUGUUAAUUCAGUAUGAGCUGAAGCACAACAUUAGCUUUUCAAAUGCAUUGUUUCUGGUUAAUGUAUAGUCUUUUGUAAAGCUUAUUGUUAUUUACAGUCAGUUGAACUGUUUAAUUCCACUGGCCAUAAGAGAUGUCAUUGCCAAUUCUUACAAGACAUUGGAAAAACAAUCCAAACAAUAAAGUAUUUUUGUAAGAAUUGCAACAUGUAGACAAUAGAAACCUGACCAAUAAAUGUAUUGGUUUAUAUGCUGUAAUACACAUUAAUAAAAAUAUGCACAGAGUCACAGGUCAAGCCAAUGCAUGUGGCAAAGAACAACAAAUAUAUAAUUGGAAAGAUUGAGGGAGUUUGAGUUACUGUUGAUCGUUUACCUUUGGUAUCACCUGUAACUUAACCUGGACCAAUUCUAGUACAGUAGAUCCCAGUUGUCUAGUAGCUGUAGUCUACCUCCGUAUAUUAGGAUCAUACCCAUAAUGAACUGAAUCUUCAAUUGCAUUAGUGGCACCCAUUCAAAGCUUCCUCAAAGCAAGUAGCUAGUUUAACUCCUUCAUAUUUAUAACUUACUAGUGUGCAGUGUAUCAAACAGAAAAUUUUCUUAAAUGAUAAAUCUCCCAGUUUACAAUUAUUAUAAUUUUAGGUUGCAACUUUAUGUAUUAUUUUCACAGUUAGCCUACAUUCUCCAUAGGCCCCUUUACUCUAUAUUGUAAGAAAAAGUAUAUACAUUUCAAAGUUAAGUCCCAUCUAAGAUCAGGGACUCUCAAAAAUGUUAAGUAAUUUUUGUAGCAAUAGAUAUCAUUUUUGUGUGGUACUUGACCUGAAUUUGGUUUAAUGAUCAGGGGGAAAUAUGAUUAUAGCUUGAAACUGGUCACGUGACCUCAUGGAAGGUACAAGGAAGUGUCAGCACUGCAUGAAUUUACAAAGGAAUCUUUUAAUAGUGAAAAACGAAUAGUACAUGUAUAUUUUCUCUGUCCAAAAGAUUUAGAUCUAGUACAUAAUAAGCUGAAAACACCUUAUGGUAUCAAUAUUCCUUGUGGUACCAAAAAUAGUGGGAUUUAAAAUGUAGAAAUAUUUAAGAUACUGCAUAUGAUAGAUUGAGAUAAUGAACUUCAUGAACACUAUUUGUUUCUUGAAUGUUUCUUUGUGUGGAAUGCAGAAAGUGCAUUGUGACGAGGGUGAUGUUAUGGUAGGUUAGUAGUAACAGCAGCCAGGACCUGGUCUUAGGGCAUCACUUGAGAAGCUGUCAAUGACCAUCGAUUUAUUUUUAUGUAACAUAAUACGAGUAAAUUUCGCGUGUGUGUAAUACAUUGUUUGAUGUUCACAAUACAAGACUGUUAUACAA
This is a messenger RNA of Cherax quadricarinatus, 3089 nucleotides long. RefSeq lists its product as uncharacterized. The record is from RefSeq and is a predicted model, not a curated record. NCBI's taxonomy places the organism in Eukaryota, Metazoa, Arthropoda, Malacostraca, Decapoda, Parastacidae.